Messenger RNA from Haemonchus placei, 2829 nucleotides. Lineage: Eukaryota; Metazoa; Nematoda; Chromadorea; Rhabditida; Trichostrongylidae. The record is from the annotation of a GenBank genome assembly.
GACAACUCCUUGUUACUCGGCCAAUCUGCUCUUGAUGCACAGCGGAAGGAGAAGGAACGAUUAGAACGUCUGGAACGUCAGAAGCAGUCUUUGGGUGAAAAUGGUCACAUAGAACAGGUUCGAAAACGUUCGAGGUGGAUGUACUCGGAGAAAGACAGGGCUGAUCAUGUAAAAAUGGAGAAGCAACACAAAAUUGAGAAAGAGCGAAUGAGGAAGCGGAGAAACUCUCAUGAGUUGGAAAAAAUCGAGCUGACCCAAACAGGACGUCUGCUUGUGAAUGCUGGUUAUACGGUUCAUGUGAGUAUAUCUGAAAAAUACCUUGAAUUCCUGAAAUCGUUAAGUGAAUUUGACACGUCGCCAGGAUUUGGAUGCAUAUUGGCACACAGUAUGGGUUUAGGAAAAACUAUUCAGGUUAUAACCUUCAUCGAAGUGUUUUUACGAGUCACACAGGCCAAAAGAGUUUUAGUAAUCGUGCCCAUCAAUACAAUUCAAAAUUGGUAUUACGAGUUCGAAAAGUGGCUACCGAGGUAUUCGGAAACCGGGGAAAUUUGUCGACAGUUUGAGGUCUUUCUUUUGGGAGAUGCAGUUAAAACAUUUGAUCAACGUGUUAACCUGAUCGAGGACUGGUCUCGCAAAGGUGGAGUAUUGCUGAUUGGUUAUGAAAUGUUCCGCCUGCUUAUACGGUCUACUCAGCCGAAAAAACCUGCGAAACCAAAGCCCAAUUCUUUCAAUCCCGAUCGGUCAGAGAAAAUCGACGAUUUCGAUAAAGGAUUUACUGCGGAUGGUAGAGUGAAAAAGGAAGCCAACGAAAUUAUUCGUAGCGCCCUCAUUAACCCAGGAGCUGAUUUGGUUGUGUGCGACGAGGGGCACAAAAUCAAGAAUCUUAAUACUGACAUUGCUGUUGCUUUGGGGGCUAUCAAAACGAGACGGCGGAUCGUAUUAACGGGAUAUCCAUUGCAAAACAAUCUCAUGGAGUAUUAUUGCAUGGUGGACUUUGUACGACCGGAUUUUCUGGGUUCGAGAAAGACGUUCUCAAUUCAGUUCGAAAAGCCCAUCAAAAAUGGCCAAUGCAUUGACUCGACAGCCAGAGACGUAAAGAUUGCUCGACAAAGGAUUCACGUUCUCAACAGCAUGCUGAAGGGUUUCAUUCAAAGAAGAACUCAUCAUCUACUGAAAGCAAUUCUUCCUGAAAGCAAAGAGUUUGUCCUUCUUUUGCGAAAGAGUCCUCUGCAGCACGCUUUAUAUAGAAACUUUGUUAUGUAUGCGAAUUCUGAAAUUAGCUCGGGAAACACGUCUGUCUUCAAUCCUCUGAAAGCAUUCGCUGCUUGCUCGAAGAUAUGGAACCAUCCUGAUAUUCUUGCGAAAACACUUGAAAGGAAGCGUGAAGAAAGAAGAAAGGCGAUGCAGCAGAAGGAUGUAAGAUUUGUACUUUUAUUAUUUCCCAUGACAUGUCAGGAUCCGAAGCAAGGAGAUGAAUCAUCUCGUACUUCCUCAAAAGCGAGGCGCAGCAAUCGUCUGAAGACGGGAACUAUUCGAGGAGUAUUGGAAGAGGAGUUCGACUUGACAGAAAUUGAUCAGGGGCUGCAGUAUGACUGGGCUGAAAUAGCUAUGGCAUCCUAUAAAACUGGAAACAUCGAAAACGGGUACAAAAUGGUGUUGGCAAUGGAGUUGCUAGAUGCAUGUGUAAAGAUAGGGGAGAAGAUGCUAAUUUUCAGCCAAAAUUUAACUGCUCUCGAUCUUAUCGAAAGCUACCUGAGUCGACGACCACUGAAAACACCUACUGAGACGACGAGCUGGAUGAGGAGUAUAAAUUACUUCAGGCUAGAUGGAGCGACACCUGGCUCGGAAAGAGAAAAAUUAAUCAACCGCUUCAACUCGGACCCGAGCGUCUAUCUGUUCUUGAUAUCAACACGAGCGGGAUCACUUGGCAUUAAUCUGGUCUCUGCAAACAGGUGCAUAAUAUUCGAUGCUUGUUGGAAUCCAUGCCAUGAUGCACAGGCGGUUUGUAGAGUGUAUAGGUUAUAUGGACAACAACGUCGCACCUUUAUCUAUCGUCUCAUUCUGAACAAUUGUAUGGAGAAGGCAAUAUUCAACCGACAAAUUAGCAAGCAUGGGCUCCAGCAGCGUGUUGUUGAUGAAGCACAAGUGGAUGCAAACAUUACACAAAAAGAGCUGGAAACGCUCUUGAUGUAUGAUGAGUCAUUGGACGUAAUCCAUGAAAAGUGGGACACAACGCGGUGGGAUUUCGGCGACGAAGUUUUAGAAUCUGUUGUGAAGAAUAGGAGCGAAAUGCUUGCAGAGGAACCAUUCCUUCAUGAGUCUUUAAUGCUCGAAAGGGAGGAAGGCUUGAGUGAAGAGGAGAAAAAAGAAGCUGAGCUAUGGUUCACUAGAGAGCAAUAUAAAGAUGUAAGGGUUACACUUAUCUUCCCAUCACAUAUCGUUCCUUGGUUCUUUCUUUCUGCUUUUAAUGAUACUAUUUUGGAUUCGUUUAUUAAUAGCUCUAAUUUUGGAUCUUUAGUAGGCCCUAAUCGCAUGUUCAAUCCGAUGGAGGGUCCUCGUCGUGUUCCACCAUUUCCUGGAGCUGCUAUCGCUUUCGAACCAGCAUCAAAUAGUAGAGGAAGUGUUCAGCUGAUUAGAACUGAUCGAGUUCUAAGUUUGCCAGUCGUAUCUCAUCCAUCAGAACGACGUGAAAUUCCUGCAAAUACCCAAGCUAUGUUGGUCCUUCCCAAUCGGGUACCUCCAUUGGUCACAAUACCGCCUGAUCCACCACGACCACUGAGACUUCCUCCAGCGUUGAACCCCGUUCCCGAUAUAAUCGAGCUGGACUAG